This is a messenger RNA of Pelobates cultripes (western spadefoot toad), 1029 nucleotides long. Lineage: Eukaryota; Metazoa; Chordata; Amphibia; Anura; Pelobatidae. The record is from the annotation of a GenBank genome assembly.
AUGGAUAUUUUAAAAGCUGAGAUUGCCCGGAAGAGGAAGCAACUAGCAGAGAAAGACCUGUUUGUGGAAGGAAAAACAUAUUUUAAGCGCAGUGAACUUGCUGAAAAAGAAAAGGAAUACUAUUUUGAAAGAUGUGGCUUCACGGUGCAGAGCCAAGAUGAAGAAGAAGAGAAGGUGCCUACAUCAUCAAAUAAUCCAGGUCUGGAUUUGGAGCUGGUUGAAGAGAAGAUACCAGUGACUCUCUCAAACCAGGAGGUCAUUCGGAGGUUAAGAGAUAGAGGUGAGCCAAUCCGGCUCUUUGGAGAAACAGAUUAUGAUUCAUUUCACAGGUUGAGAAAAAUUGAGAUCCUUGCUCCGGAAAUAAACCAAGGUUUAAGAAACGAUUUGAAAGAUGCCAUGGAUGAGAUUGACCAACAAUAUUUAAUUGAACUUGGCCAGGAGACAAGAGAGAAGGAUACUCAGAACGAUUUGAAAGUCCAUGAAGAAAACACAACAAUUGAAGACCUUGUGGCUUUGGGAGAGUGUUUAGGAAAAGGGGAUGAUAUCAAAGACAUGGGCAUAAUAAACAAAGUUCUGAGAUUCCUUCUUGGUGUAUGGGCUAAAGAUCUAAAUUCAAGGGAUAACAGUGUGAAAUGUAGCAUUUCAGGGAAAGUGGCAAGUGCCACCCAUAAGCAAACUGAAUCCUAUCUAAAACCAUUGUUUCGGAAGCUGCGGAAAAAAACUCUGCCUGCUGACAUCAAAGAAUCGAUAACAGACAUUAUUAAAUUCAUGUUGCAAAGGGAAUACGUAAAGGCAAAUGAUGCCUAUCUGCAGAUGGCAAUAGGCAAUGCACCAUGGCCUAUGGGUGUUACAAUGGUGGGUAUUCAUGCCCGUACAGGCCGUGAAAAAAUCUCUUCCAGGCAUGUGGCGCAUGUGCUGAAUGAUGAAACUCAGCGGAAAUACAUUCAGGGACUGAAGAGAUUAAUGACUGUUUGCCAAAAGCAUUUUCUAACUGAUCCUUCAAAGUGUGUGGAGUACAAUGCAUUGUGA